AUGGCCGAAGAGGUGCAGUCAAUCAGCGGACGGGGAGGGAAAAGAAAAGGUGAUGAAUUCCUAGCCCUUUAUCCAGAUCACACUAAUUCUGUCAAUUCAGCCGCAGUUGACAGCAGCACUUACAAGAAAUUCCCUGAUAAUUUAAACUCGGGUAGCAACUCCUGCCUGCCGGGCAAUUUGCAUGGACAGGCCCACUACCCAACACCCGCACGCAGACGUCAUCGGACUACCUUCAGUCAGGAGCAAUUGGAACACCUGGAGGCUACUUUCAGUAAAAACCAUUACCCAGACAUCUACUGUAGGGAGGAGUUGGCGAAGAUCACCAAAUUAAACGAGGCACGCAUACAGGUAUGGUUUCAAAACAGACGUGCAAAGCAUCGGAAACAAGAACGUGCCAUUCAGAAGUCAAUCCCUCCCACUGUUAUUUCAGCCUGCGGUGGCUUAAUACCUGCUGUUUGUCCCAUGUCUACUUCAGCCAGGCCGUACCAGUAUCCACACGCCAUCAACCACAUGUCACGCUUCUCUUCGAUGGCAACGAGUGGCUAUGGUUCCCCUUCAGCUGUCAGCCAAUUCACCUACACCAGCACGCAUGCACACUUGGCCACUGCACCUCCUGCACCAAGGCAGCAUGAAGACUGGUACAGUCCACUACGCUCCAUUAACUCUCCCUCAGCUGGCUUACCCUCAUCAAUGCUUUCCCUGGGACCCAUGCCAGGUCUGGAUCCACAAACACAUUGGAGCUAA
Molecule: messenger RNA, 744 nt
Organism: Pristis pectinata (smalltooth sawfish)
Lineage: Eukaryota; Metazoa; Chordata; Chondrichthyes; Rhinopristiformes; Pristidae
Gene: prop1
Product: PROP paired-like homeobox 1
Exons: 3
Coding region: 1-744 (247 amino acids)
Biological process (GO): regulation of transcription by RNA polymerase II
Molecular function (GO): DNA-binding transcription factor activity, RNA polymerase II-specific; RNA polymerase II transcription regulatory region sequence-specific DNA binding
Source: RefSeq, a predicted model, not a curated record